Ilex paraguariensis (yerba mate) is the source of this 573-nucleotide messenger RNA. Lineage: Eukaryota; Viridiplantae; Streptophyta; Magnoliopsida; Aquifoliales; Aquifoliaceae. The record is from the annotation of a GenBank genome assembly.
AUGGCUGCUGCAGGAGUACUAAGGGCUUCCAGUAGAUCUUUAUCAAGUAAUCUAAUGCAAAUAAGGGUCUCUGCUGAGAAACAGAUUGAAAUUGUAGCAAGAGAUAUAAUUUCUAAAUCCCGGGGUCUUACUAUUUCAAUUAAUGAACCUGGAAACGGUCAUAUUCUACACUGUAUAUCAUUAGCUUUGGCUCGAGGAGGUUCUGUUUCUCCCCAGCCCGCUUUGCUUAUGUGUCUUGCUUCAGCAUUAUUGACUGAAAUCUUUCCCUUGCAACGUUUCUAUUCAAGCAUACUUGAAUGUUUUCAUGGAAAUCCGGCAGGACGGGGGCUUAAGGAGGUUAAAGAACACAUGGACAGUGCAAUUUUUAAGGAAGCAGGAGCUGUAACUCGUGUUUUUUGCGCACAGUAUGUCUCAGCCGAUGAAGGGAGCAAGAGUACAGUGGAGAAUCUUAUCUGGGAUUACUGUCAAGAUGUCUACUUGUGCCAUCGGCAGGUAGCUUUGAUGCUUCGAGGCGUGGAGGAUGAGUUACUUCUGGAUUUAGAGAAAAUUGCUGGAUCUGCCUUCCUUAUGGUG